CACUGGCUCAAAUGGAUAUUGGAUAAUUGUCCCGCAUCUCUGGUUUAUAGAACGGAUGAAUUACUUGAAUGAGUGCACAAGCAUUGAGGCUUGCACUAGAACUGAUAGUCCAGCUGUAAAGGUGAAAAUGAGUGGUGCCCGUCUACUAUACGAGCAUGAUUUUUUUGGGUUUCUCCAAGCAAUAAAAACUUCAUGCAGGGUAAGAAUUACAAAGAUUAAGAAGGAGAAUUCAAGUGAGGAAAGUAAGUUGACAAUAAAAGAACGAGGAGAAUCCGUCUCACUAAUUGACCGCCUUGAAUCACUGCCUUUACAAUGCUAUGAGGGUAGACUCGAUUCUGGAGACAAAACAUACUAUAUAAAAGGCAACCUCACAGAUUCUCAGACUGCAUCUGAUUUCGGAGAAAUCCUUCAGCAAUGUUCCGAUCAGCUCAUUAAGUAUGAUAAUUGGUUUCCACAACGUGGAAUCUCUAUGUGGUUCUGCCGUGUCAAUGGUUUUUCAGCGAGUUUCCCGCUAAAUCCCAGUUUGAAUUAUAUGAAAGAUUGGAAAGGAAUUGCGAUGUGUGCUGCUUUCACAGUCCGCAGAGACCACUCUCGUAUACAUGACAAUUUGGACAAGGAAAAAUUUGAUCGUGUUGAAUGCUAUUUAUCACGUACGGGCACAAGUUGGGGGAAACGAAUGCGUUUUGACAUCCCUAAGUCUGAAAAUCCUCUUCUUUUGAAACGGCGUGGUUUCAUCUGGUUAUCUUAUACAUCACGUGGAUCAUUUCCAGAUUUUAUCUUGAAUGGAUGCAUUUCCAUGGAAGCCACCUUUCAUAGUACAAGCCAGGACAUAAUGGUGCACAACUGUGGUUACCAACUUGUAUUCCAUGACAAUGUGGAAGGUUUUGUGGAAACGAUAAUGAAAUGUUCAACUACAUCUCAGUCCGAACCAAAAGCUGGAAAAGAGCUCAACAAAAGCAGUCCAAGUACUCGGGUCUGCUUUGUAUUUCAGAGUUUAUUUCUUAUCUUUUCUGUAGUUUCAGUGGUUUUGUUUUGUAAAUAUUGCUUAUCACUAGCAAAAACAAAAUAAUAUCCUGGGAGAUGACCUUGAGCAAAGCCCUGCACAUGGCGAUAAUUAGAUCUGGAUUAACUUCGUUGUAUAAUUUAGAUGUUUUGUAGCCAAUCAUUGAAUGUAAACAGCAAAGCAGGCCCUUCAAGAACGUGUACUAUUAUGAACUUGUCAUCUCUUAUUGGAGGAGCCCAAGCAAUAAGCUUUCCUUCUUGUGAUUCUUCGUUCUAAUUUUGAGAAGCACAAGCCUACGUGUAACGCCUUAUCCUUUUAUGUCCACUAUAUGAUAAUUCCUCAUGAGGUUUCGUUUUUUUAUGAUCA
Messenger RNA from Rosa rugosa (rugosa rose), 1369 nucleotides. RefSeq lists its product as uncharacterized. The transcript has 3 exons. Lineage: Eukaryota; Viridiplantae; Streptophyta; Magnoliopsida; Rosales; Rosaceae. Bases 56 to 1069 code for a protein of 337 amino acids. The record is from RefSeq and is a predicted model, not a curated record.